Messenger RNA from Trypanosoma cruzi, 1038 nucleotides. RefSeq lists its product as uncharacterized. Bases 1 to 1038 code for a protein of 345 amino acids. NCBI's taxonomy places the organism in Eukaryota, Euglenozoa, Kinetoplastea, Trypanosomatida, Trypanosomatidae. The record is from RefSeq and is a predicted model, not a curated record. The transcript has a single exon.
AUGGGCGUUUUUUAUUUUCUUUUGUUGGCGUGGGGAAGCGAAGGGAUGAUGGCGCUGAGAUGGUCUGCAGGGUGUUUGUUCGGUAUAUAUAUAUCUGUCACCCCGCUGCUUGAUUGUGCACUGGCAGUGGCCGGGGGUGGGUUGCCUCUGAACCUCUUCGUGUUUUUUUUUUUGAUUACUUCUGUAGUUUGUGGGUUGCCUGUGAUGAAUUUUUCAACUGUUGUGGGGGCGGAUGGGGUGCCGCAGGAGGCGUUGCUUGUGCGGGAGCGGUCGUUGCUGCAAGAGGCAGAGGCGUGGGUUACCAGCCUUCGCGCCCGUCUGGGGGCGUUGGAGUCGCGUGCGUCGGAUUACGGUGUUGGCCCGCCGCAUUCAGCGGGUUCAUAUUCCGCGGAAAAUGUGCGCCUGACGAACGGGGGGGCAGCGGCGUGCGGUGUGUCGCCCCCAUCGCCGGUCAUUUUUCGGGAUGUGGAGGAGCCUCGGCAACCGCACGCAACGUUGCAGCAGCAGCAGCAGGCGUGUGCAUCCCCGGGUGCCGCCGCGAUGGGCGAGUGCCGCUUUUCCGGCUCUGACGAGGAUGAAGAGUUGUGCGCCGCCAAAAGCGAAAACGCCGCACUUCUUGCCGCUGUUGAGGAGUGUCAACUGCGUCUCAGUGAAUGGCGGCAACGUCGACGGGAACAACAACGACAACCUCCAGGGCUGAAAAAGACGUCGAGGGGGGACGAUGGCGAGUGUGUUGGCGGUGCCCUCUCAUUGCUUGCUCGCUGUAGUUUUGCGGAGGCAAAAAGAAAUCGCCUGCACCGCGAAGUACAGGAGUUGUCGACAGCUUGCGACAACGAGCGUGCCGUUCAUGCGUCUAUUGCAGAUGAAUUGCAUCAUGUCUCUGCUUGGGCGGAGCGGGUUCACCGCAAACGUCUUCUGCUGAUGACGGAGAGGGCAGUGACAAUGGAUCUAGCGCGGGAGGAGCACGCAAACGCCAGCAUAACAGCCACACUGCAGGCGGUGCUGUCGAAACGCAGCAGCACAAAUGGCUCUUUAUGA